Centropristis striata (black sea bass) is the source of this 1569-nucleotide messenger RNA. RefSeq names its product trace amine-associated receptor 13c-like. The record is from RefSeq and is a predicted model, not a curated record. NCBI's taxonomy places the organism in Eukaryota, Metazoa, Chordata, Actinopteri, Perciformes, Serranidae. Gene Ontology annotation, cellular component: membrane. Gene Ontology annotation, molecular function: trace-amine receptor activity. The coding region runs from base 1 to 1569 and encodes 522 amino acids. Gene Ontology annotation, biological process: G protein-coupled receptor signaling pathway. The transcript is spliced from 3 exons.
AUGCCUGACUCCCGCCUCCCAAAGCGCCUGCUGUACGGGGAGCUGGAAGACAGAAAGCGCUCCCAGGGCGGCCAAAGGAAACGAUACAAAGACACCCUGAAAGCUUCCCUAAAGAGUUUCGGCUUCGCCUUAUCAAACUGGGAAGACCUGGCCCUCAAUCGCCCCGCCUGGAGAGCGGCUGCAGGCAGUGGUGCUUUGGCCUUUGAGAAAGCAAGAUGCGAGGCCGCCGUCAAAAAGCGCCAGGUCCGGAAGGCCAGAGCUGCACUCCCUCCACCAGACACUGGCAUUACAUGCGAUAUCUGCGGCAAAUCUUUCCAUGCCCGAAUCGGUCUGAUUGGCCACAGGCGGACGCACCGCACUUGGCCCCCAAUGAAAAAAGUGAUGUCCUGGUCGUCGUCGACUACGACGGACGAACGAAGGGCACGCCCCGCCAUCAUCAGGCCCGGAGGUUCCAGACCACAUUACAUCAGAGGGGAAGGGCUUGAGAGCGUAAUGAACAUGCAGAGGAAAAGAGACGUCAGUGUCACCAUGGAGAAAUGGGCAGGAUGGUUGGAGACAGAUCAGCUGCUUCUCCUGUUUCUAAAGACGGAGACGAUGGAAGAGGCUGAACUCUGUUUUCCACAGCUCCUCAACUCCUCCUGCAGGAGACCAGAGCCUCCUCACUUUGACACUGUGCUUAUUUACCUUCUGCUGGCCUUCAUCGCUCUGCUCACUGCAGCUCUCAACCUGCUGGUCAUCAUCUCCAUCUCACAUUUCAGGCAGCUCCACACCCCCACCAACCUCCUCCUCCUCUCUCUGGCUGUCUCAGAUUUUCUUGUGGGGCUCUUUGUGAUACCGGUUGAAAUCCUCAUGAUGCAGACCUGCUGGAUGCUGGGUGACCUCAUGUGUUCGUUGUAUUAUCUUAUUUCUUUUAUCAUAAUCUCUGCCUCUGUGGGGAACAUGGUGCUCAUAUCUGUUGACCGCUAUGUUGCUAUAUGUGACCCUCUGCAUUACCCCACCAAAGUCACUCAAAAAGUUGUUAAAAUAUUAGUUUCCCUGUGUUGGAUUUGUUCUACUUUUUAUGGGAUUAUCCAAUCAUAUGAAAACCUGAAGCAUCCAGGCAGGUACAAAUCCUGCUAUGGAGAAUGUGUGGUUAACAUUCCAGGACUUGUUGAUCUUAUUGUUAGCUUCAUUAUUCCUAUUGCUCUCAUAAUAGUUAUGUAUAUGAGAGUAUUUGUGGUGGCUGUGUCUCAGGCUCGAGCCAUGAGAUCCCACACUGCAACUGUCUCACUCCAGCACUCUAAGACUGUAAAAGUUAAGAGAUCUGAGCUGAAAGCAGCCAGAACUCUUGGUAUUCUUGUAGUUGUGUUUCUGAUGUGUUAUUCUCCAUAUUACUGCAUCUCUCUCACAGGUCACAAUAUCCUGAUCGGAUCGUCAAUUGAGGCCUUCAUGGUUUUUCUGAUUUAUUUUAACUCCUGUUUAAACCCCGUCAUCUAUGCCUUUUUCUACCCGUGGUUUAAAAAAACUAUUAGACUUGUUGUUACUUUUCAGAUACUGCAGCCUGACUCCUGUGAAACUCAGAUACUGUGA